Messenger RNA from Danaus chrysippus (African queen), 867 nucleotides. NCBI's taxonomy places the organism in Eukaryota, Metazoa, Arthropoda, Insecta, Lepidoptera, Nymphalidae. The record is from the annotation of a GenBank genome assembly.
AUGUAUCAUAUGAAAAAUAUUGUCUCCUUUCAAGAGGAGAUAGAACUACCUAAAUGCAUGUAUCGAUUGAAGAAUCCGAUCGAAGUUGACGAAAACGAUGAAGCCGAACUAAAUAUUCGGGACCAGGUUACCAAGUUUCUUAAGAAAAUGUCGAACAAUGGGCUAGUUGAAUUGGAAAAUCGUCAAGAGAGGCUCUUGACAAAAUUGGAUGACCUGUAUGAAAGGAUUAAAACUAUUAGUUCUCUCUGCAAAAAUAGUCAACAAGAUAUUAAGACUUCAAAGCCUAAAAUGGAAUUUGUAAAACCAAGUGAAGUGGUGAUGUUCCUUCAUCCUGACAAACUGCCAUGGUUUAUGAACAUAUUCUUAAAAGCCAUCAAUGGUAUCAAUGUGUCAUGGCACACACAUUCAAGUGUGCCCAGCAUUAAAAUAGCUAAAGUUGACUCCUUUUUUAAGAAAUUCCAAGCAUUAUACUCCUCACAGUCAGGCGGAAAAGUUAACUUUAGGCUGAUAUUUAAAUGUGAAUCAGCUGCACCUGAAUUAAAGAUUUCAUCUUUGAGUAGUCCAAUCAUUGGAAGUGUUAAUAUUUUAAGAUAUUUGUGCUUAGUAUUUCCUAACAUAGUUAACUAUGAUUAUGAUGAUCACCAGAUAGAUGGUAUGCUUGAUAUCUGCCAUCAACUUGAAAUGGACUCGGUAAAGAAUAAAGAAGUCUCAAUAACACAAAUGUUCACAGAUAAAACUGGUUUCAUAUAUAAGAACAUGUUUUCUGUUGUUGAUCUAGCUCUGUUUAAUGUAAUCAAACAAAUGCAGAAUGGUACUAAGCUGGUCCCCAAAAAAUGGUACAAUGAUUGUGAAAAAAUAAUUUUGUAA